CGGAUGUCGUGAUCCGACGAUACUGAACAAGAACCAAAUUUACGAAGUGUGUUCCAGAACGGGGUUCACGUCCAUGUCGCCCGACCUAACGAGUCGACGGUGAGCACAGGACUGGACAGGGCACCGCUCGGAUUGAUGUGACUGGACCGGACAGAUGGACGAGCCUGGGUCUAUAAUGAAUUGGUUGGGAGCCGAUAGUACGCCCGACCGGAUUCCUCAGCCCUGGACGCUACAGCAGUUUGAAGAUGUACGACCACGAGACACGUCUGAGGAACGAGAGAGAGUCUCCUCAGACAGACAGGAAAGAACUUCGUUCCCUAAUUACUCUAUUUUUAUGCAUACGGCGGAUGGAAGUAGAGAAGUGCACGAUCGGGAUCGAGGGUCGCCAUCAAUUUCUGUACCCUGGCGACGCUGUUCACAUGCGAAACGCCUUCCUCCUACUACGUACGUCUCUGAGGGCAAAUUCUGAGCGACAUGCACACUGAGGAAAGUAAACUAAAUGUCGCUUGAACUCUCACAAUGCCUUCAUGACGUCUUCCGUCUCGCUCGCGUCUCCGUGCUUCGUCGCAUCCCUCCAUCUCGUCUUCGGAGCGGAUGUACUAAGCAGAAAACGGGUCACACCGACGUCAAAGUCUGCAUAUUUGAGAACUUUCAUGCUCGCCUUGUAAUUAGGUUCGACAACGAAGGCACCGUACAUCCAACGUCGAGCUUUCAGUUGUUUCCACUCCCCUUCGGUUGAAGAAUCUUCUCUUUCUGAUCGGUUUAGUUGUGACGCCUAGCCUCAUCAUCAAUGCGGACACCGGGAACCGGGAAGCAUCACUGGACAUUCGGAGCACAGACGGGCGGUCAUGAAUGCAUUUCCGUAGUACACUGAUCAUCAGGCGGAAGAGCAUGCGCUUGAUGAGAUCGACAGACAGACAAAGUUCCAUGUUGUAGAGAAAAGAAUGACGAAGACCAGGAAUUGCGUCAGUGGGCUAUCCAGCGGAGGAGGAGGAGGAGGAGGAGGAGCGAGGCCCUGAACUGAGCUCUGGUGACUCAGACGGGAACGAGAGCUACGAGAGUGCUCAAGGCCCCACUAGAUUAGAGGAGAGGGGCCCCAUGGACGCCAACAUUCUCGGCAUCUCGAACUCUUGCACCCUUUGACCCCGCUCAAAACCGAGCCGUCCGUUCGGAGCAAGAGAAUCUCUUGUUUAUUUUAUAUGUCCAGUUCCUAUUGCGCGAUCGAUUCUCAGCCUGCACUGUGCUCGAGUGGUAGUCUCUAUAUGCGAGUCUUCCUUUCGCAGUUCCUCCAGUCCUCGCAAGGUUUCUUUUCACAUCUUCACUCUUGGCUAGAGUUUUGAAGGUUCGAAAGGGGAAAUUGUCCAAAGCUAGGAUCCACUCUACAGAGAAUUUCCAGCACGGGUCACGAGAGCGGACCGUCUUCCACUUUUAUUGCCUUGCAUUCAUUUGACAGAAUUCGUUGCCCAUAUUUUUACACGGGGUCGACUGUAGGGACCUGACUGGUCAGCAGAAGGGCAGUGGUUGCGAGAGUAGAUUGUGAGUUGAGGAUUGGUUUGCGUGCCUGGAGAAACUGUGAGGAACUGGGAGUGUAGCCAGUGAGGCGCAGCAGCCAUGGAAUAAGAUUCUGGAAACUUUCGAAGAUCUUCAGCUCGUUGGAGCGGUGUUGAAAAUUCUCCGAGAUGGCCGCGUCGCGAGCUGUACUGGUGCUCAACACCGGCAGCUCCUCCAUCAAAUAUGCUCUUUAUAAUAUGGGAAAGUCAGCAUCGUGCGUAUAUCAAGGAUUGGUGGAAGGCAUCGGCACUCCAAAGAGUUCGAUAACUCACAAGAACCUCCAGACUGUGCAAGACGUCAGACUGCAGGGCUUGGAUGUUGGAGAUCACAAAGUUGGCCUCAAGAAAGUUGUGGAGCUCCUGCGUUUGGGGGACGGGCCAUCUACCAACAUAUACGCUGUUGGUCACCGUGUUGUGCACGGUGGAGAGGCGUUAACGAAACCAUCAAUUAUAAACAGUGAAGUGAAGAGUGCGAUUGAUCGUGCUAGUCCUUUGGCACCUCUUCACAAUCCCCCAUCGCUCCAGGGCAUAAAUGUUGCUGAGGAGCUCUUCCAUUGUCCUCAGGUUGCUGUGUUUGACACUGCUUUUCACUCUACAUUACCACCACAUGCGUACAUGUACGCUCUCCCAUAUAAAUUUUAUGAGGAACUGGGGAUCCGACGAUAUGGCUUUCACGGGACAAGCUACCGAUACCUUUUAGGUCGAGCUUCUGAAAUGCUAAAGAAGCCCAAGGAAGAAGUGAAUAUCAUCUUGUUCCAUCUCGGUGCUGGGGCAAGCAUGGCGGUCGUGAAGCAAGGAAUAUGCGUAGACACAACCAUGGGUGUGACCCCUUUGGAGGGACUUGUCAUGGCCACGAGAUGCGGGGAUGUUGAUGCAGCCGUAGUAGAUAUUCUGGGAGCGCAGAGAGGAAUGGAAAUGGGAGAUGUUGUAAACGUGAUGAACAAACAAAGUGGGCUGUUUGGUCUCUGCGGCGAUAAAGACAUGAGGACUAUCAUCCAGGCUGCCAAGAAUGGAAGUGAGAGGCACGCCCUCGCCCUGAAGGUGUUUGUACAUCGAAUUAGAAAAUAUUUGGGAGCGUACAUGGUUCAGCUUGGGGGCGAUGUCGAUGCCCUAGUGUUCAGUGCUGGAAUUGGUGAGGCGUCUGGACAGAUUCGAGGACUGAUAUGUGAGGGUCUACAGAGUUUUGGGAUUGAACUGGACGAGCAGGAAAACAAGGAUGGACACGUACCUGCCAAAGAGAUCCAAAGUCGGAGCUCCAAAAUCAAGGUUCUAGUCAUUCCUACUGACGAGGAGCUGAGUAUAGCGCAACAGACGAUGGAAGUCGUGGAGUCUCACAGUCACGUCCGUUUGUGAAACGGGGCGUCGUCAACAAUCCCAUCGCUUGGCUUCUUCCCCACAAAAAAAAUCCGAAGAUGAGGUACUACUUUGUGCAGUAUCCAGGUUGUAGUCUGGUUGAGGCUGACCAUCCUGACGAACGAGCAAAUGUAGCUCCUCUCAUUUGUUGAUUACUACAUCCAGUGUAAACCCGGUCCUAGCACAAUGGCAAUUUGGAAGCUUGAUUCUUCGCCAGAUUUGGAGAAUUUUUCUGCAAAAAGUUGCAGCAUUGAUAAGGUUUGAUAUCUUCAUCCAUUUAUAUGUCCAGAAUUGUUAGGGGAAAGGAAGUCCCACUUUUGCCGACAAAGUCUCAGUAAUUGCCUGCAUUUUCUGUGACCAAGGUGAGGUAAUGGCAAGUCAGGCCAUUGAGUUGAAGCAGCUGCAAUACUUAUCGUGUUAGGAACCUGCGUACAACACUUCAUUCGGAUGAUCUGCUCCUACCGCAAGGAGUCUGCAUGCCACCGUAUACUUCGGUCUUCGGAAUCUCUCUGUCAACGACGAAUAUCCCUGGAGCUAGCGUACUUAGAUGCCUCUGGAGGCAUUAGCUGAAGUCAUGCAUCUGGUUCACCACUGACGAUCCACUGGGCUAACGGGUACAAGGUAUGAACUUCGUAGUAGGUGGUACGCUAAAAUGUUUACCCUGUAUAUUUGAGAACAGACCAGCACCAGCUAAUGAAGUGUAUUGUACAAAACCGAGUUAUUUAAAACUCUCGAAAAUAAAGCCGU
Molecule: messenger RNA, 3650 nt
Organism: Marchantia polymorpha subsp. ruderalis
Lineage: Eukaryota; Viridiplantae; Streptophyta; Marchantiopsida; Marchantiales; Marchantiaceae
Source: the annotation of a GenBank genome assembly